Messenger RNA from Mus musculus (house mouse), 2258 nucleotides. RefSeq names its product tachykinin receptor 2 (gene Tacr2). Gene Ontology annotation, molecular function: G protein-coupled receptor activity; tachykinin receptor activity; substance K receptor activity. Lineage: Eukaryota; Metazoa; Chordata; Mammalia; Rodentia; Muridae. The transcript has 5 exons. Gene Ontology annotation, biological process: positive regulation of uterine smooth muscle contraction; response to electrical stimulus; G protein-coupled receptor signaling pathway. Gene Ontology annotation, cellular component: plasma membrane; sperm flagellum; sperm midpiece. The record is from RefSeq and is marked validated. Bases 381 to 1535 code for a protein of 384 amino acids.
GAAUUCCGAUUCUGGCUUGUCACCAACUUCCUGAAUGCCCGUUGCUGGACACAUAUUUUCUCUGACUCUCAGCCUUUUGAUUUUGGUGUGAAAGAUCGGAACCAACCAACCAACGUGUUAUCAGGAUGCCUCCUGCUCUGAGACUGGAAUUUGAGUUCUCCAUCUCCACGAGAUGCUUGAACAGUCUGCCUGGGACCUUGCUUUCUGCUCAGCCUGACUCAUUUCUGCUUGAGCUGUAGGCGUGGUCCCCUGGCUACACGUGUCUGCUUUCCAAUCGUCCUCGCCCCCGUAAAUCUACACACCCAAGAGGAUUUCUCUUCUGUGGUGAUUCUAGACGGAACUGCAGGGCCAGACCCUGUGUUCCAGGCCCAGGAUCAGCCAUGGGGGCCCACGCCAGCGUUACCGACACCAACAUCUUGUCUGGCCUUGAGAGUAACGCAACAGGCGUUACAGCCUUCUCUAUGCCUGGCUGGCAGCUGGCGCUAUGGGCCACAGCCUACCUGGCCCUGGUGCUGGUGGCUGUAACAGGCAACGCCACAGUCAUCUGGAUCAUUCUGGCCCAUGAGAGAAUGCGCACGGUCACCAACUAUUUCAUCAUCAACCUGGCCUUGGCAGACCUCUGCAUGGCGGCCUUCAAUGCCACCUUCAACUUCAUCUAUGCCAGUCACAACAUCUGGUACUUCGGCAGCACCUUCUGCUACUUCCAGAACCUCUUUCCUGUCACAGCCAUGUUCGUCAGCAUCUACUCCAUGACCGCCAUCGCCGCUGACAGGUACAUGGCCAUUGUCCACCCUUUCCAGCCACGGCUCUCCGCCCCCAGCACCAAGGCGGUUAUUGCUGUCAUCUGGCUGGUAGCCCUGGCUCUCGCCUCCCCACAAUGUUUCUACUCCACCAUCACUGUGGACCAGGGGGCCACCAAGUGUGUGGUGGCCUGGCCCAAUGACAACGGAGGCAAGAUGCUCCUACUGUAUCAUCUGGUGGUGUUUGUCCUCAUCUACUUCCUGCCUCUAGUGGUGAUGUUUGCAGCUUACAGUGUCAUUGGCCUCACACUGUGGAAACGCGCCGUACCCAGACACCAGGCUCAUGGAGCUAACCUGCGCCAUCUACAGGCCAAGAAGAAGUUUGUGAAGGCCAUGGUACUGGUGGUGGUGACAUUUGCCAUCUGCUGGCUGCCCUACCACCUCUACUUCAUCCUGGGGACCUUCCAAGAGGACAUCUACUACCGCAAGUUUAUCCAGCAGGUCUACCUGGCACUCUUCUGGCUGGCCAUGAGCUCCACCAUGUACAACCCCAUCAUUUAUUGCUGCCUUAACCACAGGUUUCGCUCUGGAUUCCGGCUUGCUUUCCGGUGCUGCCCCUGGGGGACACCAACCGAGGAAGACAGGCUGGAGCUGACCCACACUCCGUCCAUCUCCAGGAGAGUCAACCGGUGUCACACCAAGGAGACUUUGUUCAUGACAGGGGAUAUGACCCACUCUGAGGCUACCAAUGGGCAGGUUGGGGGCCCCCAGGAUGGGGAGCCUGCUGGACCCUGAAGUCUUGAGCUUGUCUGCAGGGCCCAGGCUUAGCCCCUUUGAGAAUCGGCUGAUGGAAAAGCCCUUACAUAAUAGCUUGUCCCACACCCCAUUCUUCAACACACCAACAGAAAAGAAGCAAGACGGUGCUCAGAGCGCCACAGGCAAUGCUGAUACAAAGAGCUUGGAGAGCAGACACCCAUCAUAGGCAUUCCAGCAACCGAGGAAGGGGCCAGGAAGACUGGGAACCAACAUUUGGCCAAUCCAGGAGCUGCAAAGUGAGUUGUCUCCCGGGAGUAUAGAGAGGGGUGGAAAAACGAUCUCAGGGAAGACAACUGCAGUCAUAAUGAGAAAGGCAGCUGAAGGAUGGUGACAUGGCUCAGCAGCGAGGUCGUAAAGCCACUCUCUGCUAAGCCUCAUGACCUAAGUGCAGUUCCUGAAACCCACACAGAAGGAAAGAACCAACGUCUGCAAGCUGUCCCCUGACCUCCCCAAGUGUGUGUAUGCACAUGUGUGUGUGCAUGUAUAUCUGCACAUGUAUGCACACACACACACACACACACACAUGUACAUGUGCCUGUGCACAUACAAUGUUAAAGAGAAAGAAGGCAACCACUCCAGUGUUAGGGUCACAGGAAAAGGUGGGGACUGUGGCAGCCUGCAGAGGACAAGCACCCAAAGGGAAACUCAGCUGCUUUGCUCUGGAACACAGUUGCCAGGUUUUCCAAAUAAAGCCUGAGAUCU